Messenger RNA from Erythranthe guttata (spotted monkey flower), 2352 nucleotides. Its product is annotated as Rhodanese/Cell cycle control phosphatase superfamily protein. The record is from RefSeq and is a predicted model, not a curated record. Lineage: Eukaryota; Viridiplantae; Streptophyta; Magnoliopsida; Lamiales; Phrymaceae. Gene Ontology annotation, biological process: regulation of stomatal closure; cellular response to calcium ion; de-etiolation.
UCUUCUCACUUCUCUAACGUUUGAUUUUACAUGUCAAUUACAUACGAUAAUACCCUCGAAAAUCCCCAGACAAUAAACCAUAUAACGAAUUCCUCCGCCAAUUAAAAAAAAAAAAUUAAGAAAACCCCACUUGAUUCUGUGCGUUGCGUUGAAUUAUCGUCAAACCCAUUUCAAGAUUCUUGACCGGGAUCCAAUCUCUGUUAAUGGGUUGUUCUAUUCUAGCUUAGUUGAAGUCAAAGCUCGCAGCUUUUUCUGUAUUUCUUUGUCCGAAAAUGAGGGUUUGAAAAAAUACAACAAAGGUUUGAUUGGAUUGAGGUUUCGUAAUUUCACAAUGUUGCCCGUUUCUUCAGCAAGCACCAGCUGCUCCUGCCAUUCACAGGUUCCUAUCCAUGGAGGGUUGAAGUCUUUAUCCUCGUAUUGGAAAUCAUUCGAUUCGAACUGCAACAUUGUGGGAAAAUCGUCGAAAAAAUUCUUGAAUUUUACGAAGAAACGGCCCGUCAAAUGUCUGUACUCCUCUAGCAAUUUUGGGGCGAGCGACGUUAUUUUUGUGGAGGGCGGCCCCACUAAGACGGGUGUGGACGAUUUAAUAAGCAACGGUUUACCGGCCGAUACCCCUCUAGCAAUAGAUCCGUUAGAUAUUGAUUUGAAUUCAAUAUCCGGUGAAGAAAAGAAUCUAUUCGAUAUUUCCGAUGAAAUAAACAGCUCUAUCGUUGACACGAUUAAUGGAGGCGAAGAUGUCUUGAAAAAAUCGUUCGAUACAAUCACCUCGUCCUUGAAGGCAGCUCUUUCGAAAAAUGCAGCCGAAGUUGAUAAAAUCGUAAAUGAGAUUACAUCACUUGUAGAUAAAUCUCGAGAAUCGGCGGGUAGUAAGUUGACCGGAUUUUCGGGUGAGUUGAAGGAAGGGUCGGGUAAAGUAGGGUUUGUUGCACUUGAUGUAUUAAGACGAGCGAUUGUAUUAUUCGAGAAUUUCUUAAUAAUGGGGACGAAAAAUAUCGGAAAUGCUUAUGAAUCUGUUAAGGUAAUUCUCCCUCGAGAAUUUCAAGAUUCGCUUGCUUCGUCUGAAGGACAUUUCGGAGAUGUAUUGAGGCCUGUCGGGACAGCUUUUCAACAGGUCUACAUUGUUCUGGUCGGAUUCGAAGAAAGUCUCGGAUUGGACCCUAACGACCCGCUUAUUCCGUUUGUUCUUUUCGUUGGAGUGUCGGCUACUUUGUGGGGUUCUUAUAGGGUGUUGAAAUACAGUGGAUAUUCCGGAGAUUUAUCUCCACAGUCAACUAUGGAGCUCUUACGAGGAAACGAGAGUGUCGUACUUAUCGAUAUUCGGCCUGAGAAUCUGAGGGGUAAAGAUGGUAUUCCCGAUCUCCGAAGGAGUGCACGGUCUCGAUAUGCCAGUGUAACACUACCUGAGGUUGACGGCUCCGUGAAGAAGCUACUGAAGGGAGGACGAGACAUCGAGGACUCGUUGCUUGCUACCGUUAUUCGCGACCUUAAAAUUGUUGAAGACAGGUCCAAGGUUUUAGUUAUGGAUGCCGACGGAACUCGUUCCAAGGGAGUCGCCAGAUCACUCAGGAAACUCGGAACUAAGAGACCAUAUCAAGUCGAAGGCGGUUUUCGAUCUUGGUUGAAAGAAGGAAUGCGUGUUAAAGAGCUAAAACCCGAGACAACGCUUACGAUUCUCAAUGAGGAAGCUGAAGCAAUCUUGGAGGAAAUCAAACCAACCCCACUAAAAGUUGUUGGAUUUGGAGUGGGUGUUCUUGCAGCAGCUUAUUCUCUAUUAGAUUGGGAAAGGACGUUGCAAUUCAUCGGUGUUAUCGGUCUUGGCCAGACUAUAUUUCGACGAGUCGCUUCUUACCAGGGUGCAGAUGAUUUCAAUCAGGAUGUUAGGGUAUUGCUAGCUCCAGUGAAAUUAGGAGGUGAAGCAAUUUCGUGGGCAGCGGGAAAAUUAGAGACGAACAGAAACGGGCUGCCAACUGCUCCUUCAUCGGUUGAUGUUCAAAGUAGGGUAUUGCAAGCUGCUGCUAAGCAUGAAUCUCAACCGUCCGAUGCUUCUGAUCAAACUCAACAAGAUGAAGUCAAUAUUUCCGAGGCGUAGAAUGUUUUUUCAAGAUUCGCGUUUUUCAGGUUUCUCCUCGUUGAAAAAGUUCGAUUGUUUUGUAGCUGGACAAUUCUUGUAUUGCGAGGCUAAGUUUAAUAUUUAAACAUUUACUCCAUUCCUAGAAAAUUGCCUUGCACAUAUAUAUGUGUGUGUGUGUGUUUUGAGACAAAUAAGGUGGUGUGAUUAUAUGUAUGUAUGUAUGUAUUCAAUAAUGACAUGGAAUCUAUAAAACAUUUUGUUAUUACAUUUUCAUUUAGGAA